Molecule: messenger RNA, 1491 nt
Organism: Colletotrichum chrysophilum
Lineage: Eukaryota; Fungi; Ascomycota; Sordariomycetes; Glomerellales; Glomerellaceae
Exons: 7
Coding region: 1-1491 (496 amino acids)
Molecular function (GO): heme binding; monooxygenase activity; iron ion binding
Source: RefSeq, a predicted model, not a curated record
AUGAAGGACGCAACACUCAUCAUCGGCUUUGUCGCCGCCCUGGUUGCUGUUUUUAUUAUAGACAAGAUCAUUCAAGCGAGAAAGAAUGCCCAAAGCUUGCCUUUGCCACCCGGCCCCCGAGGCUAUCCCAUCAUCCAAAAUAUGUUCGACCUUCCCAAAAAGGACACAUUUGCAGCCCCUCAAUAUGCAAAGUUCAAGGAUAAAUAUGGUCCCAUCACCGCCCUUAGGGUCAUUGGAAAACCGUUUAUCGUGAUCAAUGAUCCUCAGGUUGCCCUGGAUAUCUUGGAGAAGAAGUCCGCCGAGUUCUCAUCGAGACCAAGCUUGACAUUUAUUGGUGAAUUGGUUGGUUGGGACAAAGCGACGGGCGGCAUACCUUACAACGACAUCUUCCGCCUCCAUCGCAAAGUCUUUGCUCGCAUAAUCGGAACUAAAACAACAGCGGCGCAAUUUGAUGACCUUCAGGAAGCCGAGGUCGGUCACUUCCUGCUGCACGUUCUUGACAAACCGGGAAAUCUGAAAGAACACAUCCACAAGGAGGCUGGCACUGUGGCGCUGAAAAUUGCCUAUGGCUAUAAUGCCGACCAGUUCAAGAAGGACCCCCUCCUCAGCAAGAUGAAUAAGGUGAUGGACGACUUCGCACGGCAGGCCAAGCAAUACCGGGCCGAGUUUCACGAUGCAGUUGAGAGACCUUACAAGUUCGUUGAAACUCAAAUUGCCGAAGGCAGAGAAAACGUCUCGUACCUCGCCAAGGCAAUGGCUACCAGCGAGGACACCCCAGAGGACGUACACAACAACAUGUGGACCGCGGGAUCGAUUUUCAGUGGCGCCGCUGACACAUCCGUGGCAUCGGUAAAUGCGUUUUUCCUCGCCAUGGCCAAGUUUCCCGAGGCACAAAAGAAGGCGCAGGAAGAAAUCGACCGAGUAAUUGGAAGUGGACGCUUGCCUACUGUCAGCGAUCGUGACAACUUGCCAUACCUUGAAGCACUUAUUAAGGAAGUUCUACGCUGGCAUACAAUUGCCCCGAUGGGCCUCCUUCACAUGAGCUCUGAGGAGGCUACCUACUCCGGCUACAGAUUUCCUAAGGGUUCCCUCGUACUCUGCAAUAUCUGGUGGUUCAUGCACAACCCAGAACUCUACAAGAACCCCUCCGAGUUUCGACCCGAAAGGUUCCUGGGAGCCCAACCAGAGACUGAUCCGCGUAGAUACGUGUUUGGGUUCGGUCGCCGCAUCUGCCCUGGCAAGAUUCUUGCCGAUAACUCGCUCUACCUCAACUUUGCCCAGUCGCUGGCCGUGUUCGACAUUGGCAAACCGGUUGCCAACGGUAAAGAGUACGAACCGGAUUUUAAGCCGUUGCCAGGAGCAAUUAGCCACGUAGCCCCAUACGAAGCGACGAUUAAGCCUAGAUCGCCCCGACAUGAACAAUUGAUCCGGUCCAUCGAGCAGAGGUUUCCUUGGCAGGAGUCGGACGCGAAGGGAUUGGAGGCAGUGUAG